Molecule: messenger RNA, 1823 nt
Organism: Entelurus aequoreus (snake pipefish)
Lineage: Eukaryota; Metazoa; Chordata; Actinopteri; Syngnathiformes; Syngnathidae
Product: zinc finger protein 287-like
Exons: 2
Coding region: 362-1258 (298 amino acids)
Biological process (GO): regulation of transcription by RNA polymerase II
Cellular component (GO): nucleus
Molecular function (GO): DNA-binding transcription factor activity; RNA polymerase II cis-regulatory region sequence-specific DNA binding
Source: RefSeq, a predicted model, not a curated record
AUCGAGCAGCUCAAAGACUUCGGAGUCGACCAAGAUGGCGGACUGAGCGUUCUAACAGCACAUUUAGUAACACGUAUAUCACAUGUUCGUCUUUUCUGAAACCCACAGAACGUAAGUUGAGUUUGGAGCGAUGGAGUGUUACCUGAAGUGAAGAUUGAAGACGUGAUAGAAGAUGGACGACUACUGCUAUGCUAAGAUGGCGACGUCCGGUAAAAGAGAAAGUGAAAGAGAAUCAGCGCCACCAACUUCCAGCAAAUCACCAACGGAGAAAACUGCAGAUAAUGGGGAGUGAGUUGAAGUCCCCUAAUUUGAAAGCUACCAUCCGCCCUGUUGAUGAGAAAUUAGCCGACUUUAUUGAAGAAUGUCAACAAAGACUCUACCACAUGUCUACAUCAACGUGCAGAGGAUUGGAGACGUCCAGCAGCUGAUUGGUCAUCCAGAAGAAAUUUCCCUUCAACUGCUGGGGGGGAGCUCUACUUUAAAACAAGAGGAUCCCCACCCCCCAUAUAUUAAAGAGGAGGAGGAGGAUUCACAGCCCCCCCACAUUAAAGAGGAAGAGGAGGAACGCUGGAUCACUCAGGAGGGAGAGUGUCUUCUAGGGAUGCAGGAAGCUGAUCACACCAACUUCCCUCUGACUGUUGUCUCUGUGAAGACUGAAGAUGAUGAAGAGAAACCACAACCAGGCAACCUCUUAGCUCCACUAUCAGAUAGUGAGUCUGAAGACGGGGUUGAAGUAACUUUGAGCAGCGAUACAGACUGUGAAGGUGAUAUGAACACUCCCAAAGACAAAAAACACUCGAAAUGCUCUAAAAAGAUAAGAGUUAAAAAAAGUUUUAGCUGCUCAGUUUGUCCUAAAAUCUUUUCUAACAAGGGCAAUUUUACUCAACACAUGAAAACGCACAGUGGAGAAAAAACAUUUGAUUGUUCAGUUUGUGGUAAAAGAUUUUGCCAUCAGAAAGUUUUGACUGAACACAUAAGAAUACACACAGGAGAAAAACCCUUUAAAUGUUCGGUUUGCGAUAAACCUUUUUCCCGAAAAAGAGUUUUGAGCCAACACAUGAGAACACACACGGGGGAGAGACCAUUUAACUGCUCAGUUUGCGACAAAAACUUUGCUCAAAAAAGAGCUUUGAUCCAACACAUGAGAACGCACACAGGAGAAAAACCAUUUAAGUGUUCAGUUUGUGAUAAAAGCUUUUCACAGAAAAGCACUUUGAGCAAACACAGCAGAACACACACAGGAUAUAUGAACACAUAAUUAGAGUUAGAACAAGUCAUUGAGAAAGUGUUUGAGUACUUUCUUUUUUCGCUGCCGUCUGUAUGCCACACAACUGUUUUUGUAGAUGCAAAUAAAAGUCUGACUUGUUGUCAGUCAUCCUGCCUUCUUCCUGUCCAGACAACUUCACAAUAAAAAUGGCUGCCGACACUCUGAACUGGAGCAUGAACAAUCGGUGAAAAGACGGCCGGAAGCUGUACAUACGUCACAUGUUACUGGCUUGUUUAUGUUGUCGCACGCAUUCUUUGCAAUAUGUUCAUUGUGUCUUUUUUGCAACUCUUGUAAUUUCUUCAACUCCUAUCUUAAGCAGUCUGCAAUGCCGCCACAAGAUGGCAGCAGUGUUACUGCUUGAAGAGUUGUCACGUGUUCAGUCAGACACUUCUUUUUAUAGGGACUUCUAUAGCUUUUGGAGGAGAUCGGAAGUUUCAGAUAACUUGGUUGGAUUUGUUUUCUUUUGAUCUAAAGAGAAUGAUAAUGAAGUGAGUUUAGAUUUAAACUCUAAGGGGGGAAAAAAGUACAAUACUAGUAAAUAUGUACCUGUUGUCAG